This is a messenger RNA of Chelmon rostratus (copperband butterflyfish), 2142 nucleotides long. It is a transcript of the gene ptcd3, whose product is annotated as pentatricopeptide repeat domain 3. The record is from RefSeq and is a predicted model, not a curated record. Gene Ontology annotation, biological process: mitochondrial translation. The transcript has 23 exons. Gene Ontology annotation, cellular component: mitochondrion. Bases 7 to 2016 code for a protein of 669 amino acids. NCBI's taxonomy places the organism in Eukaryota, Metazoa, Chordata, Actinopteri, Chaetodontiformes, Chaetodontidae. Gene Ontology annotation, molecular function: protein binding; ribosomal small subunit binding; rRNA binding.
ACCAAUAUGGCGGCGCCCGGUUGGCACGUAGGGCGUUAUAUUCAGAGAAACAGCCGAUUUUUGCUAAAUAACUUCGAGCAGUUAUGGGGUCACAGGAGUUUUGCUUGGACUCCGGCUCUGCAACAACAAGCUGCAGAAGCUAAUAAAGAAUCUACAGAGACUAUUGUCAUCCCCAGGAAGAAAGCAUGGAGCAAGGAGGCAGUUCUGGAGGCUCUGGCUUCAACUGUCAGCAUGGAUCCUACAGCAUAUCCCUACCAGUUCCAGGAUGAUCCCUACCUCUAUCCCAGGACCUCUUCUCAGUUUAAGCUGUACUCUCUGUCUCGUGAGUCCGGCAAAUCUGCAGCCAAAUACUUUAUUGACAGCAAUCCCAAGUUCUUCACCAAAGACUUUGCUGAACCACAUAUACCAUGUCUGAUGCCAGAGACUGUGUCACUGCGUCUUGAGGAGGUGAGUGAAGAGGCUCUGAAAGAACGAAUCAGCUUGAGGAAAGUUACAGCUGCUGUUGACAUGUAUGAUCAACUCAUACAGGCUGGCACAGCAGUCUCUAUGGAAACGUGCCAUGACCUGUUAGACCUGAUCUGUUUCUACUGUGACAGAGAUCCUGUCCAGAACAGAGGACCACAAACAGAGGACACAGAGGACUCAGGAGAGGAAGCGAAGAGAAGACGAGGGAGAGCCCACCAGGUGUCAGACUUCUUCAAGUCCACCUGGAAAGAAAACCACAACGCAGAGAGAAUCUUUAACCUGCUGCCCGAGAGAGACACACAGUGUUACUCUGCUCUGAUCAGAGGCAUGGUGAUGCAUGGAGCCUCUGCGAAGGCCUUCAGCUUGUACACCGACAUGCUCAACAACAGACUGACCGCUGACGUCCACAUCUUCAACGCUUUGAUCUCAGCAGCUCCAGAUGUCAGAGAAAAAUACCUUGAGAGAUGGGACGCCAUCACUGAGCUUUUGAAGCAGAUGAGGCAACAGAAAGUCCAGCCCAACCUGAUGACCUUCAACAAUGUCCUCAAAGCUCUGAGACGCUGUGGCUUUCUGGCCAAAUCACAAGCUCCACACGUUAUAAACGAGAUGACGGCUGUGGGAAUAGCUCCCAGCCUGGCCUCCUUCGACCACAUCCUGACAAUCUUUUUCAAAGCAGCCUCCUCUGGCCAGAGCAGCCCUGCCAUUUUAGAGGAAAUAAUGUCAGAGCUGGAAGGAACCAGCUUCACCUGCCGGGACCCUGAUGAUGUUAGAUUCUUCUCAAAUGCAAUGAAAGUGUGUCUGGAUAAUAAAGAUCUGGAGUUGGCUUAUAGGGUCCAGAGUCUAGUAGAAGUCGGGCAGAACCGGAGACUUUUGGGCGAUUUCUACCAACAGAAUCUUUACUAUGGUCACUUCUUCAACCUGCUGUGUAUGAUGGAGAACAUUGACACGGUGCUGAAGUGGUACAGGCGGCUCACUCCCUCGUUGUUUUACCCAAACCCUCAUGGAGUGAGGGAGCUGCUGCAGGCUCUGGAUGCAGACAAUCGCCUGGACUUGCUGCCCACUAUAUGGAAAGAUAUGUGCUCUCUGGGUCAUGAUAAUAAGAAUAAUCUGGUGGAGGAGCUGGUCGCCCUGAUGGCCAGAGACCGACACAGUCCUGAGGUUCAGGAGUCUUUUGCAGAAUGUGCUCUGGAUGUAAAAUCGGCGUACACUGGAGACAAAGGGAGGUCUGGUCUGGAGUGGAACAUCUCCUCCCUGUCACACAUCACCUCCCUGCUGCUGCGAGCCAACAAGACCCAACAGGCCUGGGACAUGCUGCAACUCUUCAAAUCCGAGAACAGAGUUCCUCCUGAGGAGCUGUUAGAGGACUUCCUGUCAGUGUGUCGCAGCGAUGGCUCUGCCCAAAGAGCAGUGGAGCUGGUUCAGCUGUCUGCAGCCUUCUGUCUGUCUGCAACACCGAAGCUGGCCAAGCAAACACUGGCUGACUUUAAUCUGACUGAGAAUCAAAGAGCUGUAUUGUCUGAACUGGAGUCUGCAGGAGAGCCCAGUGACUGAAAGAGACAAUAGUGGGUGAACCACUAUGAUUCUGAUCCAUCGAUACAAAAAUCUGACAAGCCCUUAGAGAGUGUACUUGAUUUGUUAUUUGUGUAAUGAACUGUAUGUCACAUAAAUAAAAUCACA